Akanthomyces muscarius is the source of this 2220-nucleotide messenger RNA. RefSeq lists its product as uncharacterized. The transcript is spliced from 9 exons. The coding region runs from base 1 to 2220 and encodes 739 amino acids. Gene Ontology annotation, molecular function: copper ion binding; oxidoreductase activity. The record is from RefSeq and is a predicted model, not a curated record. NCBI's taxonomy places the organism in Eukaryota, Fungi, Ascomycota, Sordariomycetes, Hypocreales, Cordycipitaceae.
AUGUCCCGACGCCCUCAGCUCGGCCUGACGUUUGCUUCUCUCAUCGAUUGCCAGAAGCUAGCCCACAGCCAUCAAGUUCGCAUUUGCUUUGUCCGACCUCCAUUCGCCCCUUGGCUUCUUGUCCCAACUGAGCCCCUGGCCUACUGCUGGCCGGAUGGUUGCCCAGCCCUUGCUCGCGCGCCUAGCAAGGUAGUCUAUUCCUACAGCCGAGCCACCAUCGCCGGCAUCUCAUACUUCGACGACCUGGCCGUCAUGUAUGCUGGGCCUGAUUGUCCGCGAGGCCGCCGCCGAUGGCUGCCCGCCAUUGCGCUUAGCAGCGGCCUGUUCACGAUCCUGCUUUCGUUGUUCGUGCUUCACGCCUUAAGUCGUACCGCAACGGUACAGCCUGCUGCUGGUCAUGUCGAACACCACGAACCAAGUCCAGAGCCGAUAACGACACAUAUCGACAACUUUACCCCAAUCUCUACCCCGACGCCCACGCCAGUCGCCCUUCCAGACCCCGCCGAGGAAACAGGCUUUGUCCUAAACCCCAAAGACCACAAUAACAGAGAGCCAAAAACGUUGCGCAUGACAUGGAAUGUUACCCGCGAACUGCGCGAGCCCGAUGGCGUUGAGAAGCAGGUGUAUCUUAUAAACGGCCAAUUCCCCGGCCCUGUUAUCGAAGCACGACCAGGCGACGAGCUCGAGGUCAACGUUUUUAACCACGUCGACGACGAUGCUGACGGAGUCGCUGUGCACUGGCAUGGCCUCAUAAUGAAUGGCGCGAAUGGCAUGGACGGUGUUGUUGGUGUUACCCAAUGCGCCAUUGUCCAGAACAACAACUUUACAUAUCGCUUCACUCUGGAUGAUAGGCAACACGGUACAUACUGGUACCAUGCCCAUUCCCAUCUCCAGAGAGCCGAUGGCCUUUACGGUGGCAUUAUUAUACACAGACCGGCCGAUACAGAGACCGACUUGGUCAAAUACAGCUACGAACAAGAAAAGCUUCUACUCGUCGGUGACUGGUAUCACUGGCCUGCCAAAAGAGUUCUCGAGUGGUAUGACAAGGCUGAGCAUUUUGGAUACGAGCCUGCUCCCGACUCGCUACUCAUCAACGGCAUCGGAGCAUACAACUGCUCCAAGGCUGUCGCUGCCCGCGCAGUCAACUGUACAAUGCUCCAGAAGCCUAGCAUACGCCUUCCAGAUGGUGAUCGUGUGCGCCUACGAGUCGUCAACACUGGUGCUUCCGCUGGGUUCUCCAUGCACCUCGAUCAGGGUACCAUGGAGCCUCUCGCCGUGGAUGGUAACGGUUUGGUGGACAACUCGACCUCUGCUGCUGGCGGCUUUGGCGUUUUGUACCCUGGCGAGCGUCUUGAUGUAGUGCUCGACAAGACCACAACAUCGAAAUCGGGCAGGGACGAGACCUCGAUCAAUACGCUCACAAUUGAGUUGGACGACGGCAACAUGCCUUUAAAAAACUACGCUCUUACCCGCAUCCAGUCGUUCCCCAUGCAGGACCUAGGUGCGACAGCGAAAAGAGCUCUUACUCGGCGCGAGAAUGUGGUGGAAAUGCUCUCUCUAGCUGAUGUUAACGGUAUUGUCGUGUCCGACGAGAUUGCGGCUGCAACCAAGCCGGCUGAGACGGUCGUGUUCUACACGACUAUCAAGAAUCGCGCCACUCAUGAAAAUCGGCCUGCCGGUCUCUUUAACCACUCGUCCUGGAUCGUCAAGGACGCAUUUGCGCCGCCUCUGCUAGCCGUGGACGAAGAGCAGUGGGCCGAUUUAGCCAAGGAGCCCAGCCCUCUUCAAAAUUUUACUGUCUCGACGUUUGAGGCCAGCGCGGUAGGCGCCAAGACACGAUGGCUGGACAUGGUUAUCAAUAACCUCGACGACAAGGGACACCCUUUUCACCUGCACGGGCAGUCAUUCUACGUAUUGCUAACCCACAAGGGCCGUAAAGGUGAGCAGGGCACUUACAACCCGUUUGACCCGGAGUCCAAGCACGAUGACUACCCGCGGGCGCCGUUCAACCACCUUCUCAAAGACACCGUAUACAUCCCCCGCAUGGGACACGUCGUUUUGCGGCUGCCUUUGACAAAUAGCGGUCUGUGGCUCGCCCAUUGUCAUAUCCUCUGGCACCAAGCCGUCGGCAUGAGCAUGGUGGUGCGCGUCGGGGAUGUCGAUCAGGACGCUAGGCGAGUGGCGACCGAGUUUUGUGCAAGUCAAAAGGUGGGGUUGUAA